Molecule: messenger RNA, 252 nt
Organism: Rotaria sp. Silwood1
Lineage: Eukaryota; Metazoa; Rotifera; Eurotatoria; Philodinida; Philodinidae
Source: the annotation of a GenBank genome assembly
AUGAUUGCUAGUACAUUAACAUGUAAUUCAGUUAAUCCUGUAUGGCUUAAUGCAAAUACAACAUUAACUAAUUAUCAUCAAUCAUAUUCAACAAUUAAAAAAGAAGUUGCAACACAAACAUAUGGAAUUUAUUAUCCAAGUGCAAAAGAUAUUGAUUUAAUUAUAACACAAAAUAAAAAAUUAUUAAAUGAAAAAGAAUUAAAAGAAUAUCGUCCAAUAUUAACAUCUACAAAUCCAGGAAAAGGAUAUUAG